Molecule: messenger RNA, 519 nt
Organism: Microdochium trichocladiopsis
Lineage: Eukaryota; Fungi; Ascomycota; Sordariomycetes; Xylariales; Microdochiaceae
Exons: 1
Coding region: 1-519 (172 amino acids)
Molecular function (GO): oxidoreductase activity
Source: RefSeq, a predicted model, not a curated record
AUGGCGGAGGCGUCUUCAUUGACAUCUUCUUCAACUCCUGCCAUGACUGCAAACCGCGGCGACGCCCCGCCGGGCAAGCUCCUCAAAUACACGAGCUACCUCUACCGCAAUCCGUCUCUCACUGAGGCGGAGUUCCACGAGCACUGGCGCUCCCGCCACGCCCGCCUGCCCAUCGCGGCGAUGAAGAAGCACGGCAUCGUCAAGUACUCGCAGUACCAUUGCACCAGGGCCACGCGGGAGCUCGCGCGGCCGUCGUCCGAGGGGCGGAAAGCGGCGAACCGGCACGUCCAGUACGACAUGUUUGAAUAUGAUGCGGUGGUGCAGAUCUGGGUCGAGGAUAUUGAUGCCAUUGCCAAGAUGGGUGGGGAAGAUGUCUUUGUGGACAAGAUCUUUGCGGACGAGGAGUACCUGUUUGAUCGGAAGCGGUGUCAUGUGUUGGUGGGCUGGGAGGAGGACAUCCUCGUGGAUGGCAAGGUGCUCAUCCCGGGAUAUGAUGAACAGACUGAGGGCAGGCAGUGA